Molecule: messenger RNA, 1908 nt
Organism: Henningerozyma blattae CBS 6284
Lineage: Eukaryota; Fungi; Ascomycota; Saccharomycetes; Saccharomycetales; Saccharomycetaceae
Product: lysophospholipase family protein
Exons: 1
Coding region: 1-1908 (635 amino acids)
Biological process (GO): glycerophospholipid catabolic process
Cellular component (GO): plasma membrane; extracellular region; cytosol
Molecular function (GO): A2-type glycerophospholipase activity
Source: RefSeq, a predicted model, not a curated record
AUGCAAAUAUAUUAUUCUAUUACAUAUCUCUUACUGAUCCUUUCUGCCACGUUAGCUUGGUCUCCAAGUAAUGGGUACGUCCCUGAGAUGGUCCCAUGUGCCUCCAAUAUCUCUCUUGUUCGAAACGCUUCUUCACUUUCUCCCAAUGAAACUGCUUGGCUUCGGAAAAGAAAUGAAAUCGUUAGACCAAACCUAUACACUUUUUUAAAAAAUUCUACUUCCAAUUUUACCAAUUCUUCGAUCUUCUCAGAUUUAUUCACUUUACUAACUUCGAACUCUUCCAGCGGUCUUCGUAAUUCCACUUUAAAACAACCCCGGAUAGCUAUUGCUGCUUCAGGAGGUGGGUACCGUGCGAUGUUUGUUGGUGCAGGUAUGAUCGCUGCUAUGGAUAAUAGAACUAAUGGUUCAAUUGAACACGGUCUAGGUGGUCUUCUUCAAAGUUCUACGUAUCUUGCCGGCCUUUCAGGUGGAUCUUGGCUUGUCGGCACUUUAGCAUGGAAUAAUUGGACCUCAGUACAAGAUAUUGUCAAUAAUUUCACUAAGGAUGAUUCCAUUUGGGACCUAAGCAAUUCCAUUGUUAAUCCUGGUGGAGUUAAUAUCUUUAAAACUUCUAAAACUUGGGACGAUAUUUCUGAUGCUGUUCAUGACAAACAAGAUGCAGGUUUCAACAUCUCUCUAACAGAUGUUUGGGGUAGAGCUCUUUCUUACAAUUUCUUCCCUUCGUUAUAUCACGGUGGUGAGGGAUACACUUGGUCUACAAUCAGAGAUGCUCAAGUAUUCCAAGAUGCUCAAAUGCCCUUCCCGGUUGUUGUAUCUGAUGGUAGAUAUCCAGGCACUUUUAUUAUCAAUUCCAAUGCAACUGUAUUUGAAUUCAAUCCAUUCGAAAUGGGGUCCUGGGAUCCUACUUUGAACGCCUUUACUGAUGUUAAAUAUCUAGGUACCAAUGUUACUGAUGGUAAACCAAAUGUAACGGGAAAAUGUGUAGCUGGUUUCGAUAAUACUGGGUUUAUCCUGGGAACAUCUUCAAGUUUAUUCAAUCAAUUCUUAUUACAAUUGAAUACAACUGGAUUACCAGAUUUUAUCCAAGAUAUUGCAAGACAUUUCUUGAUUGACCUUUCUGACAAUUCUAAUGAUAUUGCCUUAUACGCUCCAAACCCUUUCAAAGACACUAAAUUUGUCAAUAGAACAUACUCAAAAUCAUUAGUUGAUUCAGAUAUACUAUAUCUGGUAGAUGGUGGGGAAGAUUUAGAAAAUAUUCCUUUAGUACCACUUUUACAAAAAGAACGUGAUGUAGAUGUUAUCUUUGCAUUAGAUAACUCUGCUGAUACAAAUCAAUCUUGGCCUAAUGGUACUUCUCUUGUAUACACAUAUGAAAGACAAUUUGUUGAACAAGGUAUUGAUAUCUCUUUCCCUUAUGUCCCAGACCAAAACACUUUUGUUAAUUUAGGCUUAAACAAAAGACCAACCUUUUUCGGUUGUGACUCGCAUAAUAUGACAAACUUAUCUUCAAUCCCACCAUUAAUCGUUUAUAUUCCAAAUUCCUACCACUCUUUUGAGAGUAACACAAGUACAUUUAAGAUGUCCUAUAGUACAAAGGAAAGGCGUUCAGUGGUUCAGAAUGGAUUUGAAGCUGCUACCAUGAAUAAUUUGACAGAUGAUUCUCAAUUUAAGGCAUGCAUUGCUUGUGCUGUGAUUAGAAGACAACAAGAAAAGAAUGGAUAUAAUUUACCAUUAGAAUGCGAAGGAUGUUUCAGCAGAUAUUGUUGGAACGGCACAAUUGCAAACCAAACAGUGAAUAUACCAAUUAACACAACUGCUAUGUCAAGCUUUUCUACCAAGAGCGUGACAAAGACAAGUAGUACUUCUACAAGUACAAAGACUGGUUCAUUUUGGGAUGAUUGGUUUUAA